AUGGGCGGCAAGGUGCCGGGCGGCUUCCGCAUCGGCGAGCGCGUCUACCUCACGGCGUUCGAGCAGUCAUCCGACAAGGAGGAGACCCCUGACCGGUUCAUGGUGACGGGCUGGGGCGAGGAGGGCGUGCGCGUGCGGCUGGAUGGCGGGAGCGAGGUCAACUGCGGCGUCGCUUCGCUGAACCGCGAGGGCCCGCCGCCUCGCUUCCCGGGCGGGUUCCUGUACGGCGAGCAGCUCUACUACACCGGCCCGAGCCUGGAGACGUGGCUUCCUUCCGCACACUGGGACGGGGGGGACGGGGUGCACAAGACAGCACCACCAUUGAGCCUCUCAAUGCAGUUCGAGGGCAACCGCGACCGGAUCAGCUGCACCCUCGCGCGACUGAGCGAGGAGGAGUGGGGCGCCGGGUUUAUGGCGUGGUUUUGCAGGUUCUACAUCCCGAAGCUCGACGAGCCAAAGCUGCAGAUCCCGGACGUGCACGGCGAGGGGAACGGCAGGGGGCCCGGCGACCACAGCUCGCCGAACCCGGCAGACCAGUGCUUCGCUAUGACUCUCCUUCCAAUCACUGGCGAUGGAGUGCUCCCACAGGCGACCAAUUCACCAUACUCGGCUUGCAGUGCUUCGCAGACUCCUUGCAAUCACUGGCGAUGGAUCGCUCCUCCAGGCGACCAGUUCACCAUGCGGUGGUUCCUCGACCACGCUGUCGUCGACGCCCUCCUGGAUGACCCCCAGUCGCCGCUCGAGCGCGACGCCGCCAUCUUCGACCUCAAGAUGCUGCUCAUGGCGAGGGGUCUUGCUGACUACCACUACCAGGCGACCGCCCUGUUCCACGUGCACCGCGCGUGGAGGACGACCCCCUACCACGGAGUUGGGGGCUGGCUCGGGGCAUACACGACCAUCGUCGCCGGGGAGGGGUCCCGGCUGGCGGGGGACGUGGCCACGCCGGGCUCCGGGGCGUACUACCGCCAGAUCCUCGUGGGGAGCGUCGCCGCGUGGUUCGGCUGCUACCUCCUCCUCUACCUCAUCGUCCGGCGCCGCUCCGCGCUCCCUGGCGCCGCCGCUUUCCGAGUCACGACCAAUCUGCCGCGAGACUCGGACGUGUUCACUGUCGACAUCACGCCCCUCGGAUAG
Molecule: messenger RNA, 1131 nt
Organism: Emiliania huxleyi CCMP1516
Lineage: Eukaryota; Haptophyta; Isochrysidales; Noelaerhabdaceae
Exons: 12
Coding region: 1-1131 (376 amino acids)
Source: RefSeq, a predicted model, not a curated record